CUCUCGAAAAAAUGCUCCAAGUGUAAUAACAACUCUCCACACGCUCUUCUCUGUUGUUUUUGACGCGCAUCUGUGGUCUGCUGUCUGCAGAUUACAAUCGGCUGGCCCAUGGUGUUGAGCAGGAGAAAACUGUGAGAAGGAGGAGAAAAGACAGGCAAGAGGAAAAACUCUGGCUGCGCCGCUUUGGAGUUGGACUUCCAGCGUUUGAAAAAAAAAAAAAGAGAGAAAGUCCAAGGCAACUCCAGAGGAACCUCUGCAAACUUAAGAAGAAAGAAGAAAAGCGAACGCAAAACCUUUUUUCCCCCCCUCAAAGAGAAGUCGAGAAAAAGUAGAGAAACCAUCCAGAAACAAAUUCCACCGUCUCCAUGAGGUCCUGAGGAAUGAGCAAUUGCCAUGGAAACCCAGUCACAGGCCAGUUCAGCAGCUGAGAAGAAGAAGAGGGUGGAGACCAUUGUGGCUACGAAGGGCUCAUCGGCACGCACUGACAUCAGCGAGAAGGCGGUGGCCUCCAGUACCACGUCAAAUGAAGAUGAGAGUUCGGGGACGCCGUAUCACCGUGAGAGACGCAAUGCCAUUAGCUCCCAGGCCCAGGCGCCCGGCACCCUCGACAGAACCGUGAAUGAGGAACCCUCCACCUCCACAGAGGAACGCCCGUCCCUGCUCAAGAAGGAGCUUCACGGCUCCCUGCCCCAUCUGUCUGACCAUGCUCUGCCAUACAGGGGCACGCUGUUUGCCAUGGACCCCCGCAACGGCUACCUAGACUCACACUACCCCGCUCCACCGUUUUUCCCCACCUUCCAUCCUCCUGUGCCAAUUGACGACAGACACACCCAGGGACGUUACAUCUACGAGCCAUCGCCUGUAAACCCUCUUCAUGUGACUCCAUCGAUCGCGAGCACGCCGUCUUUCUCCGACAUCUCCCUCAUUCGGAUCUCCCCCCAGCGGAACCCGUCCUUGGGGGCGGAGUCGCCCUUCCACCCUCCUCACCCCUACAUCAGCCCGUACGUGGACUACAUCCGCUCCCUCCAUAGCAGCCCCUCCAUCUCCGUCGUACCAGCCGCGCGGGGCCUCAGCCCAGCAGAUGCGCCUCACGCCGGUCUGACCACAGCUGAUUACUACCACCAGAUGGCUCUGCUGGCGGGCCACCGCAGCCCGUACGCCACAGACCUUCUCCCGUCUGUGGCGUCCACCGGCAGCGCGAGCAGCGCCACCGCCCUGCACAUGGAGUACCUGCAGGCGAUGGAGAAUUCGCGCUUCUCAAGCCCAAGGCUUCCGGCACGGCCCAACAGGAAGCGCCCCUUGACCAUCUCUCCGCUCUCUGAGCACAGCCUCGAUUUGCAGACCAUGAUUCGUAACUCCCCGAACGCCAUAGUUACCACACUGAUGAACAGCUCACGCUCCAGCUCCUCCACCAGCGGCUCCUACGGACAUCUCUCCGCCAGAGCAAUCAGCCCAGCUUUGAGCUUCCCCUACCCUCCAACUCCCGUGGCGUUACACGUCCACCAUCAGCUGAUGGGCCGCCAGCCUGGGAUCGUGGGCUCAGCCUUCGGCCACAGCCCGCCGUUAGUCCACCCUACGCCGGCCUUUGCCAGCCAGCGUCCCGUGCCUGGCAUCCCCCCAACUGGUCUUGGCGCCGGCGAUCGCUCAGCCAUCUCCAACGACUCGUCACAGGCCAAACCGACUAGCGAAUCAGCUGUGAGCAGCACCGGCGACCCCAUGCAUCACAAGCGGUCCAAAAUGAAACCGGAGGAUGAGUUGCCGAGUCCCGGAGCGGUGAGUGUGCAGGACCAUCCUGAUGGGAUGACUCUGGUGAAGGAGGAAGGCAACAAAGACGAGAGCAAACAGGAACCGGAGGUGGUUUACGAGACAAACUGCCACUGGGAGAACUGCUGCCGUGAGUUUGACACCCAGGAACAGCUGGUACAACACAUCAACAAUGACCACAUCCAUGGAGAAAAGAAGGAAUUUGUGUGCCGAUGGGAGGAAUGCUCUCGAGAGCAGAAGCCCUUCAAGGCACAGUACAUGCUGGUGGUCCACAUGCGCAGACAUACUGGGGAAAAACCGCACAAGUGCACAUUUGAAGGCUGCACUAAGGCCUACUCUCGCCUGGAAAACCUGAAAACUCACUUACGUUCCCAUACUGGUGAGAAACCUUAUGUGUGCGAACAUGAAGGCUGUAACAAGGCUUUUUCCAAUGCGUCGGAUCGGGCCAAGCAUCAGAACCGAACACACUCAAAUGAGAAACCGUACGUGUGCAAAAUCCCAGGCUGCACUAAGCGCUACACAGACCCCAGCUCCUUACGGAAGCACGUAAAGACGGUACACGGGCCAGAGGCGCAUGUCACCAAGAAACAGCGCGGCGAUUAUCCACGCCCUCCACCUCAGCCCCGGGAACCUGGAGGCAACAGCCAGGGCAGGUCGCCCGGACAGCUGCCCCUGGGUGGAUACACGGACCAAAGGGAGUACAACCACGCUACCUCAAAACAAGAUGAAUGUCUGCAGGUGAAAUCUAUCAAGACAGAGAAGCCAAUGACGUCUCAGCCAAGCCCUGGCGGUCAGUCUACAUGCAGCAGUGACCAGUCCCCCAUCAGCGCCUAUCCCAGCAGUGGAGUCCAGCUUGCUGUGAGCGCUGGACGCUCGCCAGGGGAGGGGCUGGAGGAAGACGAGGAGGAAGAGGAAAACGAAGAGGAGGUGGAGGAGGAGUGUGAGGGCGAGCCAGCCCCCAUUAUGGACUCCACGGUGUCCACGGCCACCGCGGCCAUGCUGACCCUGCAGGCGAGGCGAAGCAUCGGCCGGCCCCUGCGCUGGAUGGAGCACAUGAAGAUGGAGAGGCUAAAGCAGGUGAACGGAGCGCUGCCCAGGCUUGGGUCCCUGUCUCCCACACCACCCCCUAAAAGUUCAGCAAUGCCCAAUAUCCUGGGGAAGGGAUCAUGCUUGGGCAGGCAGUGGGGGUUGCCUGCUCCUCAGCCACCUGCUCACACUGAGUUGGCCAGCACGGAGCUAACAGUGCUCAAUUUGCUCCAAGACCGGCGCGAUAGCAGCGGGAGCGCCGCCAGUUCAGCCUACCUGAGCAGCAGCCGACGCUCUUCGGGAAUCUCUCCCUGCUUCUCCAGCCGGCGCUCCAGCCAGGCUUCCCAGGGUGAUGGCAUGAUGCCGUCCCAGCGCCACCGCCGCCUCCACAAUCUCAGUUCCAGUGACUCUUAUGACCCCAUCUCCACAGAUGCCUCCCGCCGAUCCAGUGAGGCUAGCCAGUACGGCGGUGGAGUAGUAGGAGGAGGCGUUGGAGCACUCUCAGGUGGGAGUUGUGGAGGCGGAGGAGGAGUUGGCUUUGGAGGAGGAGGUGGGUCACGAGGAAUGCUCAAUUUAACCCCUGCGCAGCAUUACCGCCUUAAGGCAAAGUAUGCAGCAGCUACUGGCGGCCCACCCCCAACACCUCUACCCAACAUGGAACGCAUGAGUCUGAAGACCCGCAUGGCCAUGAUGGAGGAGGGUAGCAGCAAUCAUAGUCUACCGCCUUUAGUCCGACCACCCCGUUGUGGUGAAGACCCUGGAAGGUACAACAAUGGGUUUAUGGGGCAUGGAGGUUAUAGAAGGAGGGUUCUUUAUCCUGGCGAGGGAACUCUGAAUGGAAACCGAAGGGCGAGUGACCCAGUGCGGACACAGGCUCCUGAAACUUGUAGUUUGCCUCCAGUUCAACGAUUCAACAGCCUUAAUAAUCUCAAUCCUCUUCCCCCUCUGGCUCAUAACACUACAGCUGAAUAUCGAAGUUUUAGCCUUCAGAACUACACACGCUCAGAGGGCAACCUGCAGAGAGGCUUGCAGCAUUCAUCAAACACUGGCAGCAUUGCAGAAAAUGCAGCCUUGGAAGCCCUGGCAAUGGAGGAUGAUGGCGUAGCCGGCUUAUUUCUUGGAGAUGAAGAUAUUUUGCCAGAUGAUUUGGUGCAGUAUCUGCAUUCCCAAGAACAACUGGGUGGUGUUUCAUACAUUCAAAAUGAAGGGCAAAUAGAUUCUAGCCAAAGGGACAACACCUACCCCGCUGUGGAAGCAGGGGUAAACUGUACCUUCCCUGAAUCUCACUAUCUCCAGCCACAGCAGAUACUAGAGAGGAAGAGUCCUAGUAAGCUUCCCAUUCAGUGGAAUGAAGUAAGCUCAGGUAGUGUUGAAAGGUCUCCCCAAAGGUUACAAAGCCACCACAUGCAAUGCGAAAGGUGGCCUGAGCCAACAACUGCAUCAACUGGCAGGUUACGAAACACACUGAUUCCCCAGCAGGUGUCUGUGGAUUUCCACGGCAGCUGCCCACAGGCUAACCAGUCGCAAAGUACUAGUUAUGUUAACCAUGGGGUGAAGCUGGAGACACUGCCCAAUUCCUGCAUGGAGAUGAGAGGUACCAGCAUGUCUAACAUCUCACAGGGUAUCAAUGGGGCUCUUCCUCAAGGUCUUAAACAGCAGAUGUCCAAUGGGGCUUUGAAACAGAGUCAUUUCCAACAGAACAACAGUAGAACCAUGUGGCAGAUUGGAAACAAUCUCAUGCUUACCAGGGCCUCCAUGGACAGUGUACCCAACUUGUCCCAGGGAACCGUUCCAGAUCAUAAUCAACCAGUACAUGCUCCAUAUCCACCAAUAAACAAUUACAAAAAUGUAGUCAAAACCCAGCAGUACUUCAAUCCACAGCCGAAUGAAAUCGACCAACACCCCAGCCAACCCCAACAGCUACAGAGGAGUGGAGACCAGUGUUCUCUUGUGUGUGAUGUAUCAGGGCUAAAACUAGAGAACCUAGAUCAUGGAAACAUGGUACAAACCUUUUCAGAUUGUCUUACUUAUGGACCAGCCGACUGCAAGUCCUCUUCCUUCCCUGUGUUGAAAGAGCAGAGUUUGUUAGAGUCCAUGGCAGCAUCUGAGGGACCAGGCAGCUGCAACAGAACCACAAAUGCCCUUCCCUCCCCUGGUACAGAUCUAGUCAGUAGCACAGUUGAUGGCCAAGUUCCAGGAAUAUUAGACGAAGGUGUAAAUCUGGACUUUGCCGCCAUCCUGGAGGACGGCUACGAUCAGGGAAGCCUGGUCUCUGAGGUACUGAGUCCCUCUAUGUUCCAGGGCCUGUCUAGGACCUCAUCACGCCUCACCACACCUCAAGGAUCCACCACCUUCAACAGUGUUGCUCCCGGUCUCAGCAACAUGGCCAUUGGAGACAUGAGUUCCCUCCUCACCACCCUCGCUGAGGAGAGCAAGUUCUUAGCUAUAAUGCAAUAGCUGCUCCUUCUCUCCACUUUCUCCUCCAAAAGGGAUGUAAAAUGAAAACAGAAAGAGGAAAACAAUUGGUGUAUGUGAAGAUUAAGACACACGAAGUGGCAAUUAAAGGAACCUUAUAAGAAGUUACCGUUCCCAAACCAUUUUAUAUUAGGAAAAUAUCAUCCCCAACAGAACAGGGAUGUGCCAUGAAUAUGUACAGAUAAAAUUAUAUUCCUUUUCUGGAAUCAAGGCUAUUUUUGGAAGCCCUUUUCUUUGUAUUUGUUGGUGAGACAAAGCUCAUCUUCCUUGAGUCAGUAUUGUGUCACCGUUUUAGCUGUUUGUAAAAAUGCAUGUAACUCCAGUAAAACCUUGAACACUGUCUGUAGGACUAGAAAGACCAGCCCCACGUGCCAACCUUCCUAACGUCACAGGUACACACAGCGGCUGAGACAUGGGUCGUCAGUUUGAAAGGCCCUGCGGACAACUUUAUACAUCAUAGUUUUAAUUUGUGCUAUAUUCUCAUUUGUUUGUGUUGCUUUUGUCAAUCUGUAAAAUGUUUCAGUGCUUUGACCAAGUUUUACCAAGUGGUAUUUUCGUCAACCCCCUCCCAAUCAAACGAAAAAAAAAAGGACUACAACUCCAAGUCUUCAGCCUCUGUAGAUCGUUGUCUACUUGAUAUCUUAAUGGCUUUAUUUUAGUUAGUCUGGUAAGGUACUCACAAGUGUUUGUAGAGGUGUUUUUGUAUUCUGUUUGUGGUUCGAUUUUUGAUGUUGGAUUUUACAACUCUUCAGAAUUGAUCUGUAAACGGACGCUCUGUUCUAUACAUCUUGGUGCUUUGCGUGUGGUUACCUGGAUCGAUAUGAGUACUUCUAUGGUUUUGAAAUGUCUUAGCUCAUGAAAAGGUCUUCAGCAUAGAGGUCCUGUAAACAUGAUGUGUUUUUGUUUGAUUGUAAAUUGUAUGUAUUGUUUUCUCCAAAGCUCUUAAAAUGUAUAAUGUGUACUAGGGGUGUGAUGGCUCAUGUAUACGCCCUUGAGCCACCAUGGUACAGACGUCACUUGAAGUACACGCAGUCAAAUGUCACAUAGGUCAGUCACAGGUGAUCACCACUCCUAGUCAAAGAAGCUUUUUACUGCUUUUUUGUUAAAUACUAUGAGAAAAGAUGAAUAGAUUGACAGACUUUCUAAAGCACUCCUCACCAAAUCAAUGCAAGAAUGGCUGGCAACAAUUACAAGCAUAACUCUGAAGAUUAGCAGUGUGGAGAGUAAGGGUUUCCAGUGAUAUGGGAACAAUGAAGAAUGAACAUUGGCAAGUUGUUCAUAUCACAGAGGGCUUAUGAUAAGCAGUAUUAUAUGUCUUUUAUACAUUUGACAUCAUGUACAUCCACGGGAGUUGGGAUUGCUCAGGUCUUUUACGAUCUAUUCUAGUUACACACUUCCACCAUCUGGAGAGGCUUUUCUUAGGUUUUAUACUUCAACCACUACAAAACAACACAAGAAUAAUGCUGUAUUAGGGGAACUCUAUGGAUCACUUAUAGGAAAAGCAGCAAGACUCCUUCAGGGGCUGGAGCCUCACAGCCUCAGUGUGCGUCAUUUCUGCCAGCUGUCUUAUUUAGGACCCCAUAAUGGAAACACACAGAGCUGACAGGCGGCCGUGAAAUAAAAUAGCUUCCUUGCACCUAAGUUAUGCUUUGUGUAGUUCAGACACAUUUUUAAUUUUCCCAAAGUUCAUCACAAGCACCACCUCGUGUUCAAACAGCAAAUUGCUAUUAAAUGCUUAUUGAUCCAGAGUUUUCAAAUUAGGAGAAGUUACCUAGUUAUUCUGUCUUGUCAUUUGUUUGGAAUUAAGUUUUCAAAUUAAAUUAAAAAGACUAAAUGGAAGCAUUUUUUGCAUUUAGGAAGUUUUGGACCUUUUUUUAUUUGAUGCUAAGGUAAGUUAUUUUCAAACUAAAAAAUAACUUCAAUAUUUUUGUCCUUGCUUAUCCUCUGCCAGUACAAAAAUCUUACCAGUAAAUACUGAAAGAACAUAUUGCAUUUGCCUCUGUGCUGUCAUGGCGUACCUGUACCAACUUCACGUGUGCUAUCACACCCCUAAUGCUUACUGCCAUCAAGUAUUGCAGAGACUUUGUCCAGCAGUGUUAGUUUUGCCUUGCAGUCUUCUGCCGCUGCGCACUGAUUAUUGAGGAGUUUACCUUUCAUUCAACAUUGGAACAAUGAGGUACAAAAGUGUUUUUUUUAUGUUUUUCUUUUUUUUUAUUUGUCCUUGGGUACUUUUGCCAUUUUUGUAGCUGUGCAUUGGAGUUCUAUUUUUUGUUAUUUCCAAGAAGUAGAGAUCAUUUCCUUUGGUAGAAGGAAAUGGGCUGAGGUAUGUGCCUUAAACGAGAGAGAUCACUGCCAAUCUUCCAUUGUGAAUACUGAGAAAAAGGUGAAACUUUAAAACCUAAAAGGAAAUUAAAGAGAACAUUUAUAUAAGGAAAGUCUGAAUAUCUGAAAAGUAAAGAUUUGCAACAUACAUUGUACUUUUUCUUUUAUUUUCCAAGUUUCCACAUUUAUUGUGCUUUUAUAUAAAUAUAUAUAUAUAUAUAAAUAUAUAUAUAUGUAAAUAAAAUACUCUUUCUGUAGAUUUAGCAAAUGAAACGUGGAGUAUCCUGGGACCAAUAAAGAACUUUGAAAUCAAGGAUUCCCAGGCCCCCCUCAGUUAGAGGAGGGGCAGAUCUGGCUGCAGCGCUCUGCACCUUCGCCAGAAGAACCGCGUCACACUUUUAUAACUGACAACAAAUGUUUGUAUGGUUUUAAUAAAAAAAAAAAAAAAAAUUAAAAUAU
Molecule: messenger RNA, 8046 nt
Organism: Poeciliopsis prolifica (blackstripe livebearer)
Lineage: Eukaryota; Metazoa; Chordata; Actinopteri; Cyprinodontiformes; Poeciliidae
Gene: gli3
Product: GLI family zinc finger 3
Exons: 15
Coding region: 394-5247 (1617 amino acids)
Biological process (GO): regulation of transcription by RNA polymerase II; smoothened signaling pathway
Cellular component (GO): nucleus
Molecular function (GO): RNA polymerase II cis-regulatory region sequence-specific DNA binding; DNA-binding transcription factor activity, RNA polymerase II-specific
Source: RefSeq, a predicted model, not a curated record